UGUGCCCACCUGUUAGAGGUCAACCCUGACCUCGAGCCCUUUGCCCUAAUUUUGGAACUCUCCAAAAGACCAAAGUGGGAGGGGCGCCAGGACAAAUCCCGAGCCUUUCCUCGCGUGGGGCUUUACGCGUGGGGGCCGCCGUUCCCCGCGACUGGCCGCCGCCUCGCCCUGCCGGCGUCCCCAAGCGAAGCUGAGCCUCCGGCAAAGAAGAGCAAGGACGGCCAGCUCGGGAAGCGGCGGAAGGGCCCGGACUUCCUCUCGCCUCUUCUCCGCCCUCCGUGAUUGGCUCGGCCGGAUUAUGAAAUGGGAGGCUGCUCGCCGCCUUUGCCGCAAAAAGUCGCCCGGUUUAAAAAGAGCCCCGCACGGGGCUGCGGAACUAAAGGGCGAGUAAGGUGAGGCUUAGGUCGCCGGAGCGAUGAAGUCGGCCCUGGUGCUGCUGGCCGGGUGUCUGGCGCUGACCGCCUAUUAUGUCUACCUGCCGCUCCCCAGCACCGUCUCCGAGCCUUGGCAACUCAUGAUGCUGGAUGCGAUGUUCCGGUUCGUGCAGCAAUCGUGCGACCUGGCUCAUUACAUAGGACUGGGCCACCAUGCAAAAUUGCUAAAUAGUUUUGUUACUUGGCUGGAGAGCAAGAACAUGCCCUCUGCACGGCCUGUGAAGAUAACAGACGCCAUAUUUGAUGGUGUUGAGGUGCGAGUGUAUCAGCCAGAUACACAGGUCAGCCAGAAGACGUUACAUCGCAGCAUCGUUUACAUCCAUGGAGGAGGAUGGGCUUUGCUAAGUGCAAGUAAGCAGUCUGAAAAAUGGAAUGGGACAACUUGCCGUAGCCAAUUUCAUCACAGGACAAUUUGCUGCGGGAUAAUUUAGCAAUUCAAUUUACCAUAAUUUUG
Molecule: messenger RNA, 888 nt
Organism: Thamnophis sirtalis
Lineage: Eukaryota; Metazoa; Chordata; Lepidosauria; Squamata; Natricidae
Source: RefSeq, a predicted model, not a curated record